Gasterosteus aculeatus aculeatus (three-spined stickleback) is the source of this 3042-nucleotide messenger RNA. It is a transcript of the gene kcng3, whose product is annotated as potassium voltage-gated channel, subfamily G, member 3. Gene Ontology annotation, cellular component: membrane; voltage-gated potassium channel complex. Lineage: Eukaryota; Metazoa; Chordata; Actinopteri; Perciformes; Gasterosteidae. Gene Ontology annotation, biological process: potassium ion transmembrane transport; action potential; protein homooligomerization. The record is from RefSeq and is a predicted model, not a curated record. Gene Ontology annotation, molecular function: protein binding; delayed rectifier potassium channel activity.
GGUGGACAGGGCAGACCGUGGCACCCAAGUGUCCAAACGCUUGCGAUGGAAGGUGGACAGUGGACUGUCUGCCAAGAUAAGUUUUAGUUAGGUCACAGAUUGACAAGAUGAAGUUCGGGAAGAGCAUCUGCGUACUCAACGUAGGGGGAACCCGGUACGCCUUCACCCGUGAGGUGAUUCGGGAUUUCCCUCUCCGGCGCGUCAGCCGGCUCCAUGCAUGCGCAACGGAAAAAGAGGUCCUUGAACUGUGCGAUGACUACGACCGGGAGCGGAAUGAGUUUUUCUUCGACCGCCACGCACAGGCUUUCGUGUUCAUCAUGCUCUACGUGCGCUCCGGUAAACUCCGUUUUGUGCCCGGGGUGUGCGAGCUGUCCUUCUACACCGAGAUGCUCUACUGGGGACUGGAGAGCGUGCACCUGGACUCCUGCUGCCAGAAGCGCCUGGACGACAGGAUGUCGGAGAUUGGACUGGACACUCUGUCCGAGUUGGACGUCGGAGUAUCGGGGGACGAGUCCCAGAGCUCCGGCUCGCCGGUGCGGCGGCUCACCGGUCGCGCAAAAUGGCUCGAGACGAUGCGCAAGACAUUCGAGGAGCCCAACUCCUCCGUUUUUGCCCAGCUUUUGGCUUCGGUGUCUGUGAUAUUCGUGCUCGUUUCUAUGAUAAUGAUGUGUGCGAGCACCCUGCCGGACUGGGAUACAGCCAAGAGAAAUACUGUGGAGGAGCACAGGACCGUGGAAGCCGUGUGUAUCGGCUGGUUCACCGCGGAAUGCAUAGUGCGCUUUCUGGUGGCCAAAAGCAAGUGGGACUUCAUCCGGCGGCCGCUGAACGUCAUCGAUGUGAUUUCCAUCACCCCUUACUAUGUCACCAUGGCGCUGGCCCAGGCCGGGGUGCCAGGUGCCGGGCUCGGGGUCGCCGGGGUGGUGCUGCGGGUGCUGAGGAUGAUGCGCGUCUUCUGGCUCAUGAAGCUGGCCAGGCACUUCCUGGGGCUGCAGACACUCGGGCUCACACUCACACGCUGCUACCGGGAGAUGGUCAUGCUGAUGGUGUUUGUCUUCGUCGCCAUGGCAAUAUACAGCGCUCUCGCCCAGCUGCUGGAGUACGGGCUGGACUUGGGAACGCAGAACCCGGACUACGCCAGCAUCCCCGCAGCGGCCUGGUGGGUUAUCAUCUCCAUGACGACGGUAGGGUACGGGGACGUGUACCCUGUGACAGUCGGGGGACGGGUGCUCGGGGGAAUGUGUGUCGUGAGCGGCAUUGUUCUCCUGGCACUGCCCAUCACAUUCAUCUACCACAGUUUUGUACAGUGCUACCACGAACUCAAACUCCGCUCUGCCAGAUACACGCGCAGCUUGUCGGUGGAGAUGCUGCAGAGAGCAUGAAUCUGUACCAGAACACAUCGGCCCUCACUAGAUAAAAAAAAAAAACCUCACCAAAGCAGUGGAGCUUCUGAUCUCGUUGACAAAUAACAAUCUACUUUACGUACUGCGCUGUUUCCUGCGCGAGCUGCACCUAAUUGUAAUUGGCCUGCCUCAUUCCGGCCUGUUGUGUUGAUGAUCUCGAAUUAUUGCCCACAGCCAGCAUAACCUGCAUCCAUUUUCACCACUUAGUAAUAAUGGAAUGAGUUAUUAAACACCCAUAGGUACAGUCAAUUCAGUUUCUACACCGGCUGCUGUUUACACUGUAUUCCCAUGACUACAACGUCAUUGGCAGAGACGGCUGCUUUUUUUGUCUGCCGCAUUCACCGCUGUGUGUGUGUGUGUGUGUGUCUGUGUGUCUGUGUGUUUGUUUGUCUCGCCAUCACUUUGUCUAAGCUUUGCGCCCAGAUUGUACCAGUUACACAAGAUUGAUGUGUGACCUAGAUGCAUUCUGUUAAACCUGUGAAAUAUGGACUGAUAGUGAACAAGUGACUGGGGAAUGGGGAUGCGGAGGGGUUGCACAGAGGGCUUUGUGUAUCAGAAGAGCAUAUGAAGUCAGAUAAUGAAAUAUAGAGACAAGGUCAGAAGCAAGGACUACAACGUGGCAGAAAACUAAAGGUGUGACAGAUAUGACAGCGCAGAUGGAGCGUGAGAUGGUUGAUAAAAGAUCCCCGGGACAAAAAUGACAAAGAGAGGGAAUGUGGAGCAAGAGCGAGCACAAAGAAUGAAUAGACGGAGAGUGUGCCACGUCUCCAUUUGCGAGCGAAUGCAAGACAUUUUGUAUUUCUGUGUCUCCAAGGCAACCUCCAUCCUCAAACAUGCCAAUCAUAAUAGUGGUCGAUUAUGCUCACAAAUAGAGCAAACAUCCACGCACAAAACUCCUGGCUGGCGUUUUUUGUUUUUUGUAGCUAUUGGGAAACACACAUCAUAGGAUUUGUUGAAAUACAAAAUAUAAUAAAAGAAUAGUGGAAAAAAAAUGAUGCCCGAAAACAAGUUGACAGACAUUCAUGAUUCAGACAUGUUUCCACUACUUGUGGUUAAGCCAAGAUUAUGUGAUUGGUUGAGAAGACACAUGAUCCAAACAAACAAGUCAACACCUCUCCCACACAACAGUCUUUCUCUGCAUUUAUUCUCCUCCUGUUGCCAUCAACCAUCGUGUGUUAAAACACACACACGCACACCCACAAGCUCUCGUGCUUUUCUGUGUCGAACAUUAAACCAGUCGGUUAGUAGACUGUAGCUAUUUGAAUUUAAAGUCCAAUUCGGUUAUUUUCUCACAAACUCUGCAGCCUUGUACAAGUUCAGUAUUCAUUGUACACAGAAGAUGGUUUGUUAUUGUUCUUGUUGUGUUAUCAAUGUGCUUUUUUUUAAGAACUCUAUUUUCUCUACCCUAUUUUACUACCUUGCCUACAGCACAGUUUAUAGCGUAUAGCCUUGUGAGUUUUGCCAUGGCCUGAUUGAAACCAUCAAUCAAAAACUUUUUCAUCAAUGGACUAUGAACUUGUGAUAAGUGUGAUUAUUGUAGGAUCCUUUGUAAUAAAAUGUCUUAGAGAAAAAUGUCUAUGAUGUGUAAUUGCUCAUAACUGUAUAAAAAGUAAUGGUUAUAUAAAAGUGUCAUUCGACUCCA